ACACCCUUUUGUCUUUGGAGAUGGAAUCAAACUCCCAAUUCCUCACUAAUCAACAAAUUGAAAAAAGAAUUGAAGCAGCAGCAAAAUUCAUUCACCAGCAAAACGAAGUUCGAGCUCCAAUUAUUGAAAAAAUAGCAGAAAAGAAGUCAGAUAAAUAUUUUGUACUUAAAAGAUUGAAGCAGCUAUUGCCAGAUGAAUAUAUAAUAUGGCCACAGAGGAAAAAGUAUGGCUAUAAAACACAAUAUAUUUGGGAUACAAAAAUCACUUCUGAUGAACAAGUAGAAAAGGAGCUUGAUGAACCUUUAUCUAUUAAGACUUUGUAUUACAAAACACAACAUGGGAGUAAAAAUUUGGCUGAUGAAAAGAGGAUUUUUAGGGAAAUGAGAAGAGCAGAGGAAAUUGUAUGUCCUAAAGACACAAAAAUGAAUCAAAAUCAGGUGACAUUUGCUGAAAUACAGAAUAUGAGAAGUGAAAAGAGAAUUUUCAAUCUGAAUGUGAAGAGUCUCAAGAGAAAAUUGGAAUCUAUUAAAAAUGACAUUAAAUCUUUGCAAAAUAGUUUAGAUGCCAUAAAUCGAAAGAAAGGGAAAAUAUAUGCUGCCAUUCUUCAGCUUAAAAGCCAAAACUACACUUCUUAAUUAACAAAAUAUUUUUAUGCUAUGUAGUUCAUUUUUAUCUGUGUGUCAUUUUCUUCUGAUGAAUAUUUGGUUAUUGUAAUGUUCGAUAUUGUUAUUUAAAAUAUUUUGUGCCCUUCAAUUGUACCUUAUAAUAAAAUUAAAAUUUUUAUUCACGCGAAA
This is a messenger RNA of Solanum lycopersicum (tomato), 794 nucleotides long. RefSeq lists its product as uncharacterized. NCBI's taxonomy places the organism in Eukaryota, Viridiplantae, Streptophyta, Magnoliopsida, Solanales, Solanaceae. The record is from RefSeq and is marked validated.